This is a messenger RNA of Cyphellophora europaea CBS 101466, 1173 nucleotides long. RefSeq lists its product as uncharacterized. Gene Ontology annotation, cellular component: mitochondrion. The coding region runs from base 1 to 1173 and encodes 390 amino acids. Gene Ontology annotation, molecular function: pyrimidine nucleotide transmembrane transporter activity. The record is from RefSeq and is a predicted model, not a curated record. NCBI's taxonomy places the organism in Eukaryota, Fungi, Ascomycota, Eurotiomycetes, Chaetothyriales, Cyphellophoraceae. Gene Ontology annotation, biological process: pyrimidine nucleotide import into mitochondrion. The transcript has a single exon.
AUGUCCUUCGACCGCGACCACGCUCCCCAACCAGUUCUCCUUCCCCCAACACCUCAAUAUGCGACCGACCGUCGAGACGAGCCAGUUACUGCCACAAGCUUCAACACCAUGCCUACUCCACCUUCAGACCUGCCCUUGCUCUCUCGAAUACAGAUAUACUCGACAUCGGUUCCGAAGGCGUGGAUAAGCCCUAUCUGUGGCGCCGGCGCGGGUCUGGCUUCUGGCAUAGUGACGUGCCCUCUCGAUGUGAUCAAAACCAAAUUGCAAGCCCAAGGCGGCUUUGCUAAUAGAAACAAGACACAAUUUCAGACCUCAAAGCAGCUAUACCGUGGAAUUUUCGGUACUGGAUCGGUAAUAUGGAAGGAAGAGGGAUUACGAGGCAUGUACCGUGGGCUCGGACCUAUGCUGAUGGGAUACCUCCCGACAUGGGCAGUCUACCUCACCGUCUACGAGAAUACCAGAGACUAUUACUACGAUCAAUGUGGGAGCUGGUGGGUGGCUAGAUGUUAUUCGUCCCUGACGGCUGGGGCUUGCUCAACCGUGCUUACCAAUCCGAUAUGGGUCAUCAAAACCAGGCUCAUGUCACAAAGUACGCGAGGCACCACUGAUGGCAUGCGGGCACCAUGGCACUACACAUCCACCUUGGACGCCGCAAGGAAGAUGUAUCGAGCCGAAGGAAUGAGAGCCUUCUACUCCGGCCUCACUCCAGCUCUCCUUGGACUGACGCAUGUUGCUGUACAAUUCCCAUUGUACGAGUGGUUCAAGAUGAAGUUUACAGGCUACGGUAUGGGCGAGCAUCCGAAAGAUGGCCAUAGCCACUUUCUCGGUAUCUCUGCAGCAACCUUUCUCAGCAAGGUUUGUGCUAGCACGGCGACAUAUCCACAUGAAGUGCUUCGGACUCGGCUACAGACGCAGCAGCGUCAAGCAAGCGUCGCCAGCUCGGAUGGUAUGCGCGCGGCACAACAAUACAAAGGAGUGAUUUCCACAUGCAGAGUCAUGUUGGCCGAGGAAGGCUGGCGGGCAUUCUAUGCUGGGAUAGGGGUCAAUCUCGUUCGAGCAGUACCAGCAGCGAUGACGACUAUGUUGACAUAUGAGUACCUGCAGCGUGGCAUCCAAGAGAUGCAAGCCGAAGGAGCGGAGAAAAUGAAGCCGCAUGAUGGCUAUUCUGUAUGA